GCACAUCUCUCCAUGUAUUUUGGUAGAGAGAAAGAGAAAAUUAUCUCCCACACGUUCGGCUCGACUGGUUCUCUCGCCCGAAUGAAAAUACAAAAGCAAUUAUUGAUAAAGGCGUAGAGUAACAGAAAAUUAAAAGAUAAAUACACUGAGAGCGGUUAUCGCUAGGGUUUUCGCAGAUUUAGAGCCACGCUACUCUCCUGAAACUGCAAUUUCCCGCCAAAUUUUCGUCUAUUAUUUGCCACUAUUAAUGUUCCGGAGCCUUCUCUUUUGGCAAGCAUUAUUGUAUGUUUCCUUGGGAAAAUAGUUUCCAAGGAAAAUAAAUUGGAGUCGGGUUUGUCUUUUCAGGCUUGUUUUAUUUAUGUAAUUGGAAGUGGCAUUCUAUUAGACUAUGAUACAAGCAAAGGAAGACGAGAAUAUUGAGUUCAAGUGGGGUAAUAAGAGAGGUGUUGGUGGGAGAAAGAAAGAUGUACAAUUUUACGAAUCAUUUACUUUUGAUGGUGUGGAGUAUAUGCUUUAUGACUCAGUUUAUAUGUAUGCGGACAUUGAGACUGAGCCUUACAUCGGUAAAAUCAUAAAAAUAUGGGAGAAUUCUGACAAGACUAAGAGAGUGAAAAUUCUGUGGUUCUUCCGUCCUUGUGAGAUUUCUAAUUAUCUUGAAGCCAAUGAGACUUCCAAAAAUGAAUUGUUUUUGGCAUCUGGUGACGGUGUAGGCCUUGCAAAUGUUAAUCCUUUGGAAGCGAUUGCUGGAAAAUGCAAUGUUAUAUGCAUUUCAAAGGACAGUAGAAAUCCACAACCCUCAAACGAAGAACUCCAGAUGGCUGACUUCAUAUUUUUCCGUAUUUUUGAUGUUGGUCGCCAUGUGAUCUUGGAUAAGAUCGAUGAUAAAAUUGCUCAGGUUGAUGUUAAGUUUUUACUUAACAAAGUCAAUAGUCAGAAGUCCCAUGUUGUUCCUGAACGUGAUUCAAUAAAGAAAGAGAUCUCUGGAAAUGCUAUAGUUGCUGCUGAUGGAACAACACUUUCUUCUGAGAUGAAUGCAAUGGUGGAGCGCAUAAAUUUGAAGACAGAUGACAGUUCAAUUGAUCCUUUAUCAAAAGAAGAUGCAGAUUCUAUUGUUUUGUUGCCUAACCAGAGAUCUUCAGUCGGACAAAAGCCUGCUUCUUUUUCCAGUGAUGAGUUAGAUGAAAUUGCUAAAAUUGACCACGCACAAGGAGAUUUUUCUGGUGGCAAGACCAUUUCACAUUCUAAAGUUAAAGAUAACUCAGAGUUGAUAACACUAGAUGUCAAGCAGAAAUCCUCUCUUGGGGAGAAGCCUACUUCUAAUAUAGUUGGAAAAUUGGCUGGUGAAGCUACAAUUAGUGAUCCACAUAAAGAUACUGCUAGUGAUAAAAUCCGUUCAAGAACUGAAGAUGAAGAAAUUGCAGAUCCAAAGCCUUUAUUGGUUAGACAGAGAUCCUCACUAGGGGAAAAGCAUGCGUCCAAAGAGUUAGAUAGAAUAGAUAAAAAUAAGAAACAGGAAAGCAUGUCUAAUGACAAGAUCAUUUCAAGGUCUAUAGGUGAUCCUAUUAGGCCAUCAAAGAUUGAUAAACUUGGUGGUUCUUCCGAAGCAUCUGGCGGCAAUAAGGAGAAAAUUGUGCAUAAAUUAAUUCCUGAUUCUAAACGCUGUGAAGGCAAGGCUUCUGAAGUUCACGCUGAAGUGAAAGUAAAAGCUUUAGAAGAUUCUUGUAGAUUUGCUAAUAGGGCAUUAAAGAAUGAUAAACUUGAUGGUUCCUUUAAACACUGUGAUGCCAAGGCUGUAGAUCGAACAGCCACUACUACUGGAGAAAUAUCUAAACGUAAACUUGUGAAGGAUCCCAAUGAGACAGAGAUUCUCUCUUUUAAGAAGAGAAAGCUUGAUGAGAAGCUUACAAAGUUUGCAAAUGGAAAGUUGCCUAGAGAAUCCCCUAGGGAGGUUUCUAAUGAUGUCAGCAAUACUGAUAGUAAAAUAUUGGAAGUCACUCGAAGGCCAGAAGCUGAUAAAAUCAAAUGGUUUAAAGGACUUCCUUGGGAAGAAAGAAUAAAAGCUGCACAUGCAGAAGGAAGGAUCGUCCUGCUUCAAAACUUGGAUCCAUCUUUUACUGGACUGGAAGUGGAGGAUAUUGUUUGGCAUGCUUUGAAACAAAGUUGCACAGCAAAGAUGAUUCCAUGCACUGCAUUUUCUAGCCCUCACUCUGGUCAAGCUUUUGCUAUAUUUAAAACAAGGGAAGCAGCUGAGACAGCUGUGACAAAAUUAGAUGAAGGUUGCCUUAUGACCUCAUAUGGGAGGCCUUUGGUUGGGAGCAUUGCGAAACUUAGUUUUCCUGGAAAGCCAUCGACAUAUUUUGGUCACAUGUCAAUUGACAAGACUAGACAUCAAAUGCAACGAGUGAUGAGAGAAGCUGUAUCUACUUCACAUUGUUCUCAGCCCAACACGAUUGAGUAUGAUAUGGCUUUGGAGUGGUGCUUUUUACAGGAACAAACAAAUCAAGAAUGGGAACUGUUGUACAAGCAACAUGGGAAAGAGUUGAGAAAACUUGAGUCUACCUUGACUCGCCAAGCUAGUUGAACACAAACAGCACACCCGGAAGCCAGUGAAGGAGUAUUUUGGCAAUUGACAAAAAACACAGAUUCCAAAAAGGUUUGUUUAUCAUGGUGAUUUCUUUCGAGGAAAUGGAGGGCUUGUUAAUGUACCUGAUGCUGAUGUUCCUGAGUAGAGAAACAAGGAUAUAUUUUGGUUAAGCACGUGAAUGGGUUUCUUUUUAUAUCAGUGUUAGGAUGUUGCCAGCCACCUUGAUUGGUAACGGAGAAAUGAUGUAAAUGUGCAAUGCACAGUUAAUCAUGGUUAUCUGGGUGGAGUUUUCUAGCAUCAUUUUUCAUUAUGUAAAAUUUUUUUUGGUGAUGCUUCCUUUUUCCUUUUGGUUAAUGUUAGGUGCCAUGUUUUGUUCCUGCUUUCUAAAUAAGCCAGGGCGUGGUUUUUCUUUUUCUUUGAUGGUAGCAUAGGAGAUACAACUUUGGUUUUACUACCAGCAUAGUUAUAUGUAUCUUGUCAGGGGUAAGGUUAAAAGUUGAUGUUGAUUGUGUACUAGGAGACACAAAAUUUAAAAUUAUUUGAGCCAACAGUUCAACAA
Molecule: messenger RNA, 3143 nt
Organism: Ricinus communis (castor bean)
Lineage: Eukaryota; Viridiplantae; Streptophyta; Magnoliopsida; Malpighiales; Euphorbiaceae
Product: protein ANTI-SILENCING 1
Exons: 11
Coding region: 389-2581 (730 amino acids)
Molecular function (GO): chromatin binding; RNA binding
Source: RefSeq, a predicted model, not a curated record